Molecule: messenger RNA, 1695 nt
Organism: Ambispora gerdemannii
Lineage: Eukaryota; Fungi; Glomeromycota; Glomeromycetes; Archaeosporales; Ambisporaceae
Source: the annotation of a GenBank genome assembly
AUGGCAAAAACCAAAACUCGACCUCGACAACCACCCACUCCCGUCGUCACUCCUCCGGAAAAAAAGUAUAGUAGUAGUCGACCGGUGAAACCGAAAUUUGAGAAACCGGAAAAAAGUUGGUUGCUCAUUUUGAUCGAAGCUUUCAAACACGAUUAUGAGGCUACACUGACGUAUAAAGAAACGGAAUUGUUUGAAUGGAUAGUCAAAACAUAUCCUUAUUACGCCUCUCAGAAUCCAGAAUUUUGGCAUUCGAGUGUCAAUAGGACAUUGAAUAAUUAUGAGUGUUUUCGUAUAGUUGGUCUAAUCUCAGAACCAAGUUCCCCGUUUGAAAACGUAAAAUCCAUUAAAGAAGUAAAAUCCAAGCCACGGCAAUCAUCAAGAAAGACAACAAAAAGACCAGAUCCUGUAAAAACACGCAAACCCUCAAGACAAGCAAAACGCACGAGGUCUUCGAGAAGACUGCAUAAAAAUGACGACGUUGAAUCGGAUGAUCAUAUGUCAUCGGCAUCAUCUUCACCGCCAACGCCACCACCAGAAAAGGGAGAAUCUCAUGAUGAUGAAGAUAUUCAACAUGAAGAGGAGGAAAAAGCAUCAGAUAAUGAUGAAUUGGUUGAAGAAAGUAUCAGAGUGAAAAGUCCGGAAGAAGUUGCAGUUGAAGUUGAGAGGGAAAAUGACAUUGUUAUUGAUGACGGUGAUAAUGACAAUAAUAACACUAUUAUCAAAUACAAUCGUAUGAGUACAGAGGCUUGGUUGCAAUUACUUAUCGAAAUGUUUAAGACAACAAAAAAGCAAAAAACAAUUCGUGAACUCGCAACUCUGAUAAAAGAUAGAUAUCCUGUAUUUAAGAAGGCACCUCCUGUUUGGGAAUCUGAUUUUGCUGAAGUUCUGGAAUCUAACCCACAGUUCCAAAAUAUGGGCCGAGAAAGGGAUGCUUUUGUUAAGGAUAUUCGUCUGGAAGAACGUGAAGAGAUUCAUGGAACAUCUUCAACCGAAGAAGAAGAUUGGAGAUCAUUAGGACCACAAAAGUUAAUCUCUUCAAAAAGACGAAGACAUUCGGUUGCUGGUCCAAUAAGACGAAAUUCUAUUUCAAUGCAACGAAAAUCUCGUAAAAAAACCAGAAGUGUUUCUUAUCAAUCUUCUGAAAAACCUAAUUUAAGUGCCGUUACUCCAUCAAAUUACACCUCAUCUCCCAUAUCAGAUCAUAGAACAUUAACAACAAUGGAAGCUCCUAUGACGCCAAAUACACCCAGUUUAUCAUCAAGUCUCCAAAUUGGAUUUGAUCAAACACCAACAAAUAACACGAAAACAAAUGAUGGAUUAUUAAGUCCUGUCACACCUACGCCUCAAACACGUCGAUAUGAAUUUAUCACCGAAACGAUUAGACCGACAUCUCCUACACCUAGACCAAAGCCUCGUACACCAAAAGUAACGCCAUCCCCUCCAAAUCUAACAGUAGCAGAAUCCGACUAUCCGUCGAGAUUUAUAGAUGAGCGAGAAAAUGAUAGGAUAGAGAAUAAUUUAUAUCAAUCUAAUCAAUUUCCUAUAUAUCAACAGCAUCCUUCGCGUUCACCUUCUCAUCCUUCUUCCCAAUCAAAUAGCUUCAUUUCAUUAUCAUCAAUCCCUGUAAUUCCCGACGAACGCGCAGCUAUCGAAGCCUUAACUCUAUUGUGUCGAACUGAAGCAUCACCUUUAUAA